AUGAACUUCCAGAACCUCAACUUCGACCAUGUGGAGCGACCUCGUGUAUAUGCCGACCAGCCCAACUUCUACCCGCGAACUCCCUCAAACCAUUCAGAACUCACCGUUCGGCCCUUUGCCGACCAUCUAGGCGACCGCCACUCAGACCAUGCUUCAUCCCGCCCGGCAUCACCAUCACCACAGCCAACCGUUGUCCCGUACGCCCCGACGCCUCCUGACUCUUCUCCCUCCGCGCCCGAGAUCUACGGGCCCGACCGGCUUUUUGGCCCUCCAUUGGUCAUAAGGAAUGAGCUGCUUGAGGAGCUAAGAUUCAAGCCCCAAAUCACUCUCGACCAAAUCAACCAGAUCGCCUUCCAAACGCAGCACAACACCAACAUGGCGAGCUCUGGCUUCAAAGACGAGCUGGCUCUGGCUGCCGGCAAGGUCACUCCCGGCAUUGACGAUACCCCCUUCAUUCAAGACAGGAUCCAGGACGACAGGGCAAAGGUCAACCCCAAGCUCUAUUUUCUACCACGAAUUUUACGACCCGACUCGAUGUUUACGCUAAUGAUAUUAUGCGCCCUCAUGAUUCUCGCACUGAUAUUCUGUGCUGUGUACUCCCAGGUCCAGGAUGGGCUUUGGGCGUACAACGGCACCAUAUAUGGCGGACAGUACUUUGUAUUCCGCAUUCUCCCGGGGCUUCUCGCCUCCAUUAUCCUCCUUUACGCCCAAAAUCUCAUGACGACACAGCUUCGUCUAUGGCCGCUCAUAACCCUUAACUCAAAUCAUCGUGGCAACAACAAGAACGCCCUGUUCAUGGAUCUGUACCUGAGAUCGUUUCUCUGGCCACACAAGAUAGGCAGCUGGAGCAAGUCGAUGCCAUUCAUCGUCACUUGGCUAAUGAACUUCACGCUACCCCUGCAGUCUUGUCUGUUCACGGUCAUUCGAGUCGAUGGCAAAUGGAAGUGGGCAACGACUCAGGGAGUGGCAUGGGUCCUAGUAGCGCUAUAUGGCCUUCUUUUCACGUCAACAUUUAUUCAGCGCAGAGUUUGGCGGAAUCAAAGAACCGGCUUGGCAUGGGAUCCUCGGUCUAUCGCUGAUAUGAUUGCCCUCGUUUCACACAGCAAUACUCUAGCUGAUUACCGGGGUACUGAACUCUUGGGAAAGCGCGAGGACCUACAGAAGGUACUUAGAAAUCGCAACGGUGAUUCGCUAAGCUACUGGGGAUGGCUCGACAACAGACCCGGUUUGUGGUACGGCAUUGGAACUGCCCCAGAGAACUACCCCGGAUAUCGGGUUGAUCGCUCGAGGACAGGACAGGGACUGAAUGAGAAAGAUGGUCAGUUCGGUGAGAAGAUGGGCAAUCCCUGGGACGAAGUCGACCUCGAAGGCGGUCCUCUUACCCCUUCCGUACGAUAUCGGUAUCUGCCAUGGUGCAUGCGAACCAACCAGCUACUGUACUUCGUGGUUGCCGCAUUCGUCCUGCUCGUUGCCCUCUUCGUUAUCUCGUUCUUACCAGCUACACGGGUUACCCGCGGUUUCCUACCAGGACUGUCGGCUGCUCCAGUUGCUGGAGCAUUCUCAUCCGCAGAUUUCCUGUACAGUUUCAUCCCCUCUCUCCUGGGAUUGAUCAUGUUCAUGCUAUUUCAGUCCCUCGACUUGAAUUUACGCAUCCUUCAGCCCUGGGCUGAGCUCGCGGAGCACAGUGACGGCGGCGCAUUGCCGAAGCCGUCAAUUCUGGCUGAUUAUGCGGCAUGCUACCCUCUCCAAAGCACUUACCGAGCCGUGCAGAACCGCCAUUGGAGACUCGCCGCCAUAUCCCUCUUAUCUACCCUCUUUGUCCUGCUUCCAGUGCUAGCAGGCGGCAUCUUCAUGGCGCUCACCGCGCGCGACGGCGUGGUCCGCAUGUUCCCCAACGUGCCGCUCUUCGGCUUCGUCCUCGCGCUGCUCGUGCUCUACUUCCUCGGGCUCGUGGCCAUGCUCCCGGGGCGCCAGGCCUUCCGGCUGCCACACGCCGUGACCUGCCUGGCGGAGAUCAUCAGCUUCUGCUCCAACGAGGAGCUGGCGGCGGACGCGCGCUUCAAGGACAUCCGCAACAAGACGAGCCUCGAGGGCAAGCUCGGCCUCGACAACCGCCCCGGCAUGCAGUCGCGCUGGAUGUUCGGCGUGCGCUCCGGCCGCGACGAGCGCCUCGGCAUCCGCCCGGCCCACCGCUUCACCGAGCAGCCCGCCAUCACGGGCACGCGCAUGAGCAGGCGCGACAAGUACCGCCGCGAGCGGGUCAGUCCGCAGUUUGUGUUUCCCGCCCGCGCAGCGCAGACCGCCUAG
This is a messenger RNA of Phaeoacremonium minimum UCRPA7, 2307 nucleotides long. Its product is annotated as putative phosphoribosylaminoimidazole-succinocarboxamide synthase protein. The transcript is spliced from 3 exons. The record is from RefSeq and is a predicted model, not a curated record. The coding region runs from base 1 to 2307 and encodes 768 amino acids. NCBI's taxonomy places the organism in Eukaryota, Fungi, Ascomycota, Sordariomycetes, Togniniales, Togniniaceae.